Aphanomyces astaci is the source of this 975-nucleotide messenger RNA. RefSeq lists its product as hypothetical. The record is from RefSeq and is a predicted model, not a curated record. Bases 1 to 975 code for a protein of 324 amino acids. The transcript is spliced from 2 exons. NCBI's taxonomy places the organism in Eukaryota, Oomycota, Saprolegniomycetes, Saprolegniales, Verrucalvaceae.
AUGGACUCAAACGCAGCCAUUUGUGCUGCUGUGGUUGCCGCUGUGCAAGCUGUAGUCUCGCACGACGGACGAAACAACCCUGGCCCGAAGGUGCACAAGAUCGUUGUACCUAACUCCUCAUGGGAGACUGUUAAAACCAACCCAGGUUACGACCAAUGGUUUCGUCGCUACCUGCGAUGUCGGCGCUCAGUGUUCACGACGAUUGCACGCAAAGUCGAUGCCAAGUGGACCCAAGUUCACGGACGACUGUACCACAACACAGCCAUCUUGGUUGACGAUCGCGUAGCCUGCGCGAUGCACUACUUGACGCAUGCCGAUGGAUACGAUGCGACAGCGUUAGUCUUUAGGAUCAGCAAGACGAUGGUGAGAACGUACACGUUGCAAGUUUGCCAGGUUCUAUGCCAGUGCUACUUAGCCGAUGCUGUUGGCAUGCCCACAUCUCAAGCUGCGUGGGAGACAAUUCGUGGUGGGUUUGAAGACGUCGCUGGCGUGCCAAACGCCUACGGUGCUAUCGAUGGAACCUUGAUAGCAAUCAAACGGUUCACGGACUAUAAUGGGUGGUAUUGUCGCAAGGGUUUCCCUGCCUUCAACAUGCAGGCCGUGGUCGACGACAAGAUGCGGUUUAUGUCGUACUCGAUUCAUUCUGGGAGUCAAAACGACAAAGCCUUGUUCCGCGAGUCACAGUUCGGCAAAUCCUGCCAUCAAAACGUUCCCCGGGGUGGUUGUUUUGUGGCCGACGGCGGGUACAAGUUAUACAGUCAUAUCCUGACGUCGUUUGCACUUCGAUUUGGAAUGAAUGCUGACGAAGCCCACUACAAUCUCCUACACAGCCGAACGCGAAUGGCGGUGGAGUGUGCAUUUGGGCUGUGGAAAAAUACUUUUCGUAUUUUUCAAGUCAAUUUGUUGCAUGGGUCGCCUGCCGAAAUGGUCUUGCUCAUCAAAUCAACGCUGUCUACGAAAGCGAAAGAAAUCUAG